Molecule: messenger RNA, 6825 nt
Organism: Tachysurus fulvidraco (yellow catfish)
Lineage: Eukaryota; Metazoa; Chordata; Actinopteri; Siluriformes; Bagridae
Gene: bach1b
Product: BTB and CNC homology 1, basic leucine zipper transcription factor 1 b
Exons: 6
Coding region: 169-2214 (681 amino acids)
Biological process (GO): regulation of transcription by RNA polymerase II
Molecular function (GO): DNA-binding transcription factor activity, RNA polymerase II-specific; protein binding; RNA polymerase II cis-regulatory region sequence-specific DNA binding
Source: RefSeq, a predicted model, not a curated record
ACUGUUGGCUUUGGUCACAUGAUGGAAACACAAGCGCCUCCUUGUUUGCUACGAGUCUGAGUUUUAUUAAAAGCUACGUGUAUUGUUGACAAAUCGAAACGUCUGAAGUUUUACUCAGGUGACAUGAUAGACAUUUCCUCUUUCACUAUGAUGUAGAUGUAAUUUAGCAUGACAAUGUCGAGCUGCAAGACUUCAGAGUUCACGUUCCAGUCAUCGGUGCACAGUACCCAUGUACUACACUGUCUGGAUGAGCAGAGGCAGAAGGACCUCCUGUGUGAUGUGACAUUGGUGGCAGAGAACCGAAGUUUCAGGGCCCAUCGCUCAGUUCUCGCCUCCUGCAGUGAAUAUUUUAGCACCCGCAUGACCAACCACACAAGCCCGGGACUCAUUAUAAAUUUGCCUGAUGAAGUAACAGCUGAAGGAUUUGAACCCCUGCUACAGUUUGCAUACACCUCAAAACUGCUCUUCACCAAAGAGAAUGUGCUGGAGAUCCAUACCUGUGCCACUGUGCUGGGCUUCAAAAACUUGGACAAAGCCUGCUUUGACUUUAUUUUGCCCAAGUUCUUUGACAGCAGCAAAGGUUCAUCUAAGGUCCAGAGGAAUCAGUGCUGCAAGACCAAAUGCUGGGCAGCCAAAGAUAAAUCAAGCUUUAAAAAUGAUUGUGCUAAUGAUGCUGGUGAUGCACCAUCAGCAACUCAGCCUUUGAAAAAACAGGAGCCGAACAUCUCAAAUCUCAGUGAAAAGGCAGUGAGAACCUGUAGCCCAUGUCAAGUAGAAACUGAGGCAGAUACAGAAACAGAGACUGACUACUCCACACUUUGUCCAAAAUAUCGCAAGUUUCAGCUCGCUUGUGGGAAAGGCCUGUCUAACCAAGACACAGAACCAGAGAACACAGAGAAUACCUGCUCUCUAAAUUGCCUGCCUUGUUCCAGCUUUGAGAAAUGUGAGUCUGCAUAUACUCUGUCUAGCAAAAUUUCAGCAGGGAUCACUGAGGAAGAUGCAGCGCUUUUUUGCUGCCCUUUAGCAAAGCACUCACCAAUUGAAACACCUCUGAAUCUUUGCUCAGGCAAGACAUCUCCACAGAUGUGUCCAGUGACUGCAUCCUGUAGCCUAGGAGGCUCUUUACCCCCUCCUCCUCCUCCUCCUCCUCCUCCUCCUGUAUCUGCUGGGGAAGUGGUUAAAGGUUCCUCUGUGCGAGUCACUGGUGAAGUGUGCACAGUAUCAGAUUGUAAAACUGGAACUAUUUGUCCAAAUCCAAGAAAAGUGCAAAGGAGCAGUGUGGAGAUGGAGGUGGCCAAUCAGCUCAGUGCCUGGCCUGACUUUUGCAACUCCGGUGUCUCAGAGCCUUCUUCACAUGGCCAAGGCAUGACUGUGAAAAGCUCAGAGUUACAAUGGCUUAAACAACUGGAGUGUCCCUUUCUCAGGGAUUUGGGUGCAGUGGAUGCUCAGGUACGACGCAGUGAAGUGACAUCUCACUCAGCGGAGUGUUCCUACAUUUCCUCCAUUCAUUCAGGAGAGGACUCUGAUAGCUUUGACACUGAGGGGGACAGUGAGUCCUGUACUAGUGAGCAAGCAAGUCUGCUUUUUGCACAGAUGCAGCUGCCCUUUUCUGUGGAGGGAAUUGUAUCACUGAGUCGCAACGACUUCCAGCAGAUGCUGAAGACACAGAUGCUGACACGUGAGCAGCUUGAGUUUGUGCAUGACGUGCGGCGUCGCAGCAAAAACCGCGUUGCUGCUCGUCGCUGCCGAAAGAGGAAACUUGAUUGUAUCCACAACUUAGAGUGUGAAAUUGAAAGACUGAGGAGUGAGAAAGAGAAGCUGACUGCUGAGAAGAGACAAUUGGACCAACUGAGGCUGAAGACAAGGGAGAAUUACUCAGUUUUGUAUGACAGGCUGUGUGCUGAGGCCAAACUGCAGCCUGAACAGCUACAGGUGUUUGCCAAGUAUACCUCUUUGGCAGAAUGCCCUUUCUCUACACACCUCUCCACCAAAGCACAGCUUUACCAUCACUCACGUGCUGAGCUCCAGCUCUUGGCAUCCUGCCUUGGCAAUGACACUGGUAUCUAUGAGCCUGGCACCUCCACCAGAUCUGUCAACACUCACAGUCUUGCUGCUUCUAAUCUCCGAUCUACUGAACCUCCACACACAGGGAACAGCGAGACCAUGUCCAUCUCUACAGACCAAAUCAGUAAACCUGAAACAGAUAAAUCAUAAGGUGCUUCCUUUUCUAUAUUUGUAAUUCAGGAACUAUAUUGUCUCCUAAAUGAAGAAAACUAUUAUUGUUGACAAUCAGCAUGUUAGAUUGCUUCAGUAUGUUUGUCUUUAUGGUGGAAGCCUUUAAUGUAUGUUUUCUUUCAAGGUCAGGUUUGUUUCUCAGUGUUUUUAUGAACCAUUUGAAACAAAUGAUGUUUUUAUACUUCUAAGGUAGGUUCCUCUUAAUUAUACUCCCAUGGAAUUACAGUUUAUUAAUUAUGGCAAAGGAACAAGGGCUACAGGUGGCCCAGGUAAAAAUACAUUUUAGGAUUAUUUUCUAAUUUACUGUAUUUUGUUUAUACAUUUUAUUUCUCUCUUAAAAUUGUAUAUACCUUCUUAAAUAUCUGGUAGUUUCAUUAAGGUGUUAGCUUUUUCUUGCAAGAGGCAAGAUUAUUCAUUUCUCUUUCAAGACAAGUCAGUAAAUCAUUUGCUCUUGAGCUUCACUAUACACCGCAUUGACUCCUUUUUACAAAAUAAUACAAUUAAUUUGAUCAGAAUUUUAAAAUGGUUGCUGUACCGAUAUAUUUUUACAUUAAUGUUCAUUGUCAGCCACUACUUCACCAGCAGAUGGCAGCACUUGACUAAUAACAUCAUUGGUAAGAUCCAGCAAUAGUCAAAAGUUUUCAAGCAAAGCUCAAGCAAACCCUUUUAUUUUUUAUCCUGAAAUGUUGUAUAUUUUUACCUCAUUAUAAACUGCACCUUCCCAGGUCCUAAUAUGUAAAGUUUGUAUUUGGUUUUAUAUAUAUAUAUAUAUAUAUAUAUAUAUAUAUAUAUAUAUAUAUAUAUAUAUAUAUAUAUAUAUACAUUCUUACAUUCAUUUUGCAAAGAAGUUCCUAGCUGAUGUAAUAAAGCUGUGCCAUUCUGAACCAGAAAUAUAUUUUUCUAUCCAGGACCAAUGCAGAAUAAAAUAAUGUACAUGUUGUGUUUUAUUAGAAAACAGGAAAUAUAUUUUUUCCAAGAGUUCAAAAUGCAUAAAAACUGGCAAGACUUUUGGUGGCAUGUGUCACUGCUCAUUCUUCCUUGGAUUGAAAUGUGAGAUAAAAUUCAACAGAUGCUGUAUCUAAGGCAGAAUCAGAAUCCUCAGUGUGUCCUGACAGAUUGUUCCCGAACUGUCAUUCACUUGACAUUAGAUGCAAAGAAUAGGACAGAUUCAGAGGCACAUAAUCCACAGUCCUGUUCAUUCAAGAUUAAAAUAUAGAUUAAAUAUUCUGCUUGGGGCACUGAUUAAGAGCAGAUUAGAGGCAACACACUAUUACAGAUGUCUAAACCCAAUCGCGGAAUUAAUCCAAACAGGCUACAAGUUAGGGAGGAAAAAAAAAUCUUAAGCUGGUUUAACAUAAUGAAAAGCUUUCUUGGGUUGAUGCCUGACUCCUAUAAACAAAUAACAAUGUAUAGAAUAUUGAGUCUUCAUGCUUCAGAAUCCUUUGAAUUGCUACACAAUGCUUUAAAUCAGUGGUUCAAUGAAAGUAAGACUUGUCCCAUAAACUGGUAGCCUGUAGACAUUUGCCUCAAAUAAAACAAGCAAAGCUUAACAGAGGAAAUGUGAUACUCUUCGUUAAACACGUAGAAAUACUUUUUGAACUUUUCAAAUACAUGAAUCACUUUCCUUUUAUACAUCGACAAAAAUGUCCUUUAAUGUCUUUUUCUUUAAAACCUCCAUAACCAGUUCAGUGUAAUGCAUCUCUCAGCCUUUUUAAAAUGACAGCUAUUAACAUUGAUCCCAGUUUUUGAAUGCUUAUUGCUUUAAUUACUUUACCAGCCUCAUUAUUACACUGUCCACCUUUUGCCUGACCAAACUAAUGGUAUUUUGCUUCAUAUGUAUGAUGUCUCACUGAUAAAUCUGCAUCAAGAAUUCUCUGACUGUGAUUGAAAGAGCUGCUAAACCCGAUACUAUCCUCCCACACUGCAUUCAUUUUGCAAGUAUUUCUGCAAAUAUUUUGGGUGUUUUCAUGCAGCCAUGAAAGAUGAUUUGCUGUAGUGUAUGUGCUUGCAGGUAGAAAUAUCUGAAGUUAAAUAUCAAUUAGAAGCAGACCCAUGAGGUCAUACUUAUCAAGGAGAGGUUUUUACAUGGGGUAUAUUCACCAACCAGGACUAGUAUUUCAGCAUGGCAGGACCUGUAUUAUAUUUUAAUGGUAUUUAUAAUGUUAUCUAAAGUAAACUAAUCUGUGAACUAAUGAAACUCCACAGAUUACUUCGGAAACAUGAUUGUUCUAGACAUCCAGACAUCUAGUUAUCUUUACUGAAUACUAAACAAAAUAUGUACAGAUUAACUGGAUGAAAUAUACUAAAGUAAAAGAACAAACAAACAAUUAAAAAUAAAAUAACGCAAACAAUCAUAGACUUAGUAUUUUCCACAGAAAUGUAAAAGAGAAGUUGAGGUUUUUUCAGUCUUCAUCCAUCGAGUUUAAGUGAAACUGUUUCCCCUGAAGCCUCAGAUUCCUGUUUUUGGCUGAUAGGAUGGAACCCACUGCGGUCUUCUGCUGUUGUAGACAUUUGCCUCAAGGUUGGACAUGUUGCAUGUAUUUGUGUGUUUCUUGAUCUCUAGCUGUGUAAAACAUGGCACCUUGACAUACCUCUUAAUUUUUGGUGAGUAUUGGAAUAGUCUUUAGACUAAUUUAGAGUAACUUAAUAUUUAAUUGCAUAUCUCUUGCUUGCAUUAAUGCAACCCACAGACAUCACUAAACUGGUGCAUUUUUCUUUUGUGAUGUUUUUCCAGGUUGUACUGCAUCUUCUUGUUUUGGGGUGUUUCUCUAUUCUCCAGUUUUGUUAAGGCCUGGUCAUUGAUUUGUCCAAUCUAAAACCUUUGACUUUUUUCCCUGAUGAAGUCCUUUGUUGUGUUUUGGGUCAUUGUCUUGCUGCAUGAUGUAGUUUCUCCCAAUUAGUCUGUAUGUAUUUCUCCAUGAUUUGGCAGACAGAAUAUUUCUGUAGACCUCUGAAUUUAUUCUCAUGCUACCACUAUGAGUUACUGAUACCACUGAUGAGUGGUUUGAUUCUUUGGGUAUAGCAUCUAUAAUUCUACUCUCAAGGUCAUAUUCAAAUGUUUGAUUGUGAGACCUUCACCCUUCCCAGUGGAGGCUAUUGGUAACGUUAUUGACUGGUGUGUUUGGGAUUUUUCUUUGUCAGCUCUCUCAAAACUGCUGUAGUUUUACUUGUUUAAGCUGUUCAGUAUUUGGUUGUUGUACAUUGACUUCAAAAUGGCUUGAUUUUCUCCCAUACACAGAUUUCUAGUUUUCAUGCUAAGCUUUCUUUUUAACAACAAAUUCAGUCUUCCAAAACAAGCCUGGAUUAGCAUCGAUCUGAGCCCACAAUUGUAUCUACAUUAAUAAUUUUGCCUCAGCUGCCAAAUAUGAUAAUGUAUUAAUUCUAAUUAAUUAAUAUUUGCUUCUGUCUGCUGCUGUUUGCACUGGACCCAACAUGAUUGCAUAAUUUCCCUCAUCAGUAAAUAGGAAAUAUAAUCUGUACUUGCCGUAUUGUUGUAAAGCACAUAGACAGAGGGUAUAUGGCCAAAAGAAUCUGGGCAGCCCACCUAAAUAAAUGAGUUUAGGUGUUACAGCAAAACCUGUUUACAGGUGCAUAGGAUCAAGCACAUAGCCAUACGCACGUUGUUUCAGUGGGUUAUAAAGAGCUAUGUGACAUUUUAGGUUAAAGAUUAAAGCUCUAAUGCUGCUUAGUGACAAUGUCCCUCGUCAAAAACACGACAUAAAUAAAAUUUCAUAGAAUGAAUUACAUGCUAAAUAGAUUUUAUGCUUGUUCAGUAGAAAUGUUUAUCUUCAAGGAGGUAAAAUACAGUAAACACACAUACCUCAGAUGCUUUAUCAUGGAACCACCAUGGCUUUCUCACUAACGCAGAAUCUAAGGGGAUGAUUGAGCUUUGCUGCCCGUGGUUUUGAGUCUGACAGCAUUGACAAAGUUAAAGAAGUGCCUUUGGACAAAGAGUAUAUUUCAAUUGUUAGAAGUUACAGCCAUCUGGAGUGUUUAACUGAGAAUAUACCCCCAACUGGUUUAACAGAUGGAAACUAUAACAGGAGCUGCUAGACCAGGCCCUGCAAUCUGUUCACACUACCUACAAUGCUCUUUUUUCUGUAUGUCUCUGCAGCAUAUGUGCAUCUACAUAGUAUACAGCAAUUGCUCUGCACAUAUCCAGAAUUUGUUUGAUCAGUUAGGCCAGGCCACUGGGUCUUUAGACUCCAAUAAGAGGAAAUAUACGAGGAAUAUUAUUAUAAGAGGAAAUAUACUGAAUUUUUGCACUGACAGAAUUGCUACAGCAUGAUAUAGCAUGCAAUAUUUAAUUUCAUCCUUCAAAAAUGAGUGAAGACUCCUUAAGCAGUUUAUGGUGCAUUCACCCAAGUCUCAGGGCUUUGAUGCAUAUGGCUAGUUCUGAACCUCCUUGAGCAUUUCUUAUCUGCUUGUUUGAAUGGCUUCCUUUAGCUUUUGAAGUUGAUCUCAUUAACUAAAGCUUAUGGAGGAAAUCUAUGUUAAACCAAUGCAUGUGUGUCAACUUAUGCAACCAUGUACAUAAAUGUCUGUCUGCUAGAAAUAAAGAAUUACAUACCAGAGGUUUCAUUUAGAUCA